This is a messenger RNA of Symbiodinium natans, 1728 nucleotides long. Lineage: Eukaryota; Dinophyceae; Suessiales; Symbiodiniaceae. The record is from the annotation of a GenBank genome assembly.
AUGGUCGAUAUCCUCAAGCCGCUGGCUGAUGCCCAGGCCGAGGAAGCAGCCGUAGAUCUCGAGGAGUGGGUUGCAGAGGCGCGGCGGCAGGUUGAGGAGCCUGUUGACGCAAGUGCACCGUCUGAGCCGACAUCAGAGGCUGCGAUUGCUGAGGCUACCGAGACAAUCGCCGCGCAUUCUCUGAAGCCAGCGCCAUGUGCAGAGGAGACGACGACCUUUGAGGCAAGGGCAGAGGCGAGCAUCUUGGAGGCGGACGCUGAGGCGAAGGCAGACGGAUCUGAGGAGAUUGCAAGCACAUCGGAGAUGGGUGAGGAGCCAGAUCCAAUGGCUCCUGAGGCCAAGGCUCAGGAUCUAUGGACACUUCCUGCUGAGGUUGAGGAGUUGUACGCAGACGCCCUAGGCACAGACCUGGCUGUGGAUGAGGGCAAGCCACUUGCUGCUGACGCAAUGGCAGCGGAAGAAGCGGCAGAAGCUUCCGGAUGGUUUGCAAUGCCUCAGGGGCAUUCUGCCGAAGAGGCAGCUGAGGAGCAAGAGCCGACUGCUUCUGAUGAAGCAGCUGAAGAUCCCAGUAUGCCCACAGCCGAGGAUGUUCUCGAGCAAUUUGCGGACGCCAUUGCCGAGGAAGAAGCUGCAGAACUCGAUGAGCUUCAGGCUGCCGAGGAGACAGCUGAGAAGCCCACUGCUCCUGAGGAAGUGGCUCAAGAUCCCAGCACGCCCGCUGCUGAGGAUGAGGAGCUGUGUGUGGAGGCCCCAAGCACAAACCCGUCCGUUGAGGAGAUGGUCGAUAUCCUCAAGCCGCUGGCUGAUGCCCAGGCCGAGGAAGCAGCCGCAGAUCUUGAGGAGUGGGUUACAGAGGCGCGGCGGCAGGUUGAGGAGCCUGGUGCCGACAGUGCGACGUCAGAGGCUGCGAUUGCUGAGGCUGCCGAUAGAAUCGCCGUGCAUGCUCUGAAGCCAGAGCCAUGUGCAGAGGAGACGACCGUUGAGGCGAGCAUCUUGGACUCAGACGUUGAGGCGAAGGCAGACGGAUCUGAGGAGAUUGCAAGCACAUCGGAGAUUGGUGAGGGGCCAGAGCCAAUGGCUCCUGAGGCCAAGGCUCAGGAUCUAUGGAUGGCUUUUGAGAAUGAUGCCGAGCCACUUGCUGCUGAUGCAAUGGCAGCGGAAGAAGCUGCAGAAGUCGAUGCGUGGUUUGCAAUGCCUCAGGGGCAGGCCGUCGAAGGGACAGCUGAGGAGCAAGAGCCAACUGCUCCUGAGGAAGCAGCUGAAGAUCCCAGUGUGCUCACAGACGAGGAUGUUCUCAAUCCACAUGCCGAGGCAAUGGCCGAAGAAGAAGCAGAACUUGGUGAGCCGUUUGCGGAGCCUACAGCUGAGGAGCCAGAGGCAAUCGCUUUGGAGGCAGAAGUCGCGUGUGAGGGGCGCAGUUUACAGCCAGAUCUGACCACUGAGGAGCCCACCACUGAGGCGAAAGCCGGACGCCUUGCCGAUGACCUGAAUGCAGACCUAGCAGUUGAGGCAGCUGCCCCUAAGGAGAUGCGCAAGGCAGACGCACGGAGAUUGGAGGCCUUGCAGGAGAUGGAUGAGGAGGACGACAAGGCCACAGACAGCCCAAAGGCAAAACCAGCUGCUGAGGAGUCGAGGCUUCGAAGAGCCUUGCUUUGCUUGCUCGCAGUCACCGUGGUUCUUCCCGAGCUCGCCUGGCGCCUGGGACCCUUGCCGGACGCGUUCGCCUGA